Molecule: messenger RNA, 3497 nt
Organism: Pangasianodon hypophthalmus (striped catfish)
Lineage: Eukaryota; Metazoa; Chordata; Actinopteri; Siluriformes; Pangasiidae
Gene: cybb
Product: cytochrome b-245 heavy chain
Exons: 13
Coding region: 15-1790 (591 amino acids)
Biological process (GO): defense response; superoxide anion generation
Cellular component (GO): NADPH oxidase complex; plasma membrane
Molecular function (GO): superoxide-generating NAD(P)H oxidase activity
Source: RefSeq, a predicted model, not a curated record
GCCUUAAAUACCAGAUGACUUUCACUUCUGUACCUCACUCUGUCGCUUUUACACACACAGACACACACACACACACUCUCAUCUGUUCUUUCAGCAUGGGCAACUUUGCAGCAAAUGAAGGACUAUCCAUCUUUGUUAUUCUGGUAUGGCUUGGAAUCAAUGCUUUCCUCUUUGUCCAUUUCUACAUGGCAUUUUUGGUCGACCGUUUCUAUUACAGCAGAGUCAUCCUCGGGCAUGCUCUGCCCUGGGCGAGAGCUCCAGCUGCGUGUCUGAACUUUAACUGCAUGUUGAUCCUCCUGCCUGUCUGCCGCAACCUUCUGUCCUUCCUCCGAGGCACCAUACAGUGUUGUAGCCGUACGGCUGCGCGUCAACUAGACAGGAACAUCACUUUCCACAAACUGGUGGCCUACAUGAUUGCCUUCCACACAGCGGUACACACCAUCGCUCAUCUUUUUAAUUUCGAGCGCUUCGAGUCUGCUCAGCGGGAGGGCAACAACAAGUCACUGCCCCACGUUCUGUCUCUGAUUGGCAACAAGGGCAAUGAGUCUUACCUCAACCCCAUCCGAUCCAGGGAGACAAGCCAGACUAUUGUGAUGUUCACUACGAUUGCAGGACUGACAGGUGUAGUAAUCACCCUCGCCCUCAUCCUCAUCAUUACAUCCUCCAUGGAAGUCAUUCGCAGGUCCUAUUUUGAGGUGUUCUGGUUCACCCAUCACCUCUUUAUCAUCUUUUUCAUUGGACUGGUGCUGCAUGGGGUUGGUCGUAUUGUACGAGGGCAGACCAUUGAGAAUGUAAAGCAUCACAACCCUAAAAAUUGUAGCAGUCGGUUUGAGAGAUGGGGCCUCGACCCUGACUGUCCUAAGCCGGAAUUUGCAGGAAAUCCACCAGGGACAUGGAAGUGGGUCAUUGGGCCGAUGAUCCUGUAUGUGUGUGAGAUGUUUGUGCGAAUCUACCGCUCGCAGCAGAAGGUGGUUAUCACCAAGGUAGUGAUGCAUCCAUCAAAGACCCUGGAGCUGCAGUUGAAGAAGAAGGGCUUUAAAAUGGAGGUGGGUCAGUACGUCUUCCUGAAGUGUCCAUCCAUCUCGCAUCUGGAGUGGCAUCCUUUCACCCUGACCUCUGCCCCCGAGGAAGACCACUUCAGUAUCCAUAUCCGUAUCGUUGGAGACUGGACCGAUGCCCUGUACAAGGCAUGCGGCGGGGACAAGAGCGGAGUUCAGGAGGCCUGGGAACUUCCCAAGAUCGCAGUGGACGGCCCCUUUGGUACAGCCAGUGAAGAUGUGUUUCGCUACGAGGUGGUCAUGCUGGUGGGUGCAGGCAUCGGUGUAACUCCCUUUGCAUCCAUCCUUAAGUCUGUGUGGUACAAAACUGUACAGCAAAACACCAAUGUGUUCACCAAAAAGAUCUACUUUUAUUGGCUGUGUCCGGAGACACAGGCGUUUGAGUGGUUUGCAGACUUGCUACAGUCCCUGGAGCGCCAGAUGAGCGAGAAAAACAUGGGUGACUUUCUCAAUUACAACAUUUACCUCACUCGCUGGAAGGAGACAGAGGCUGCUCACUUCAGAGUUCACCAUGAAGCAGAAAACGACCCCAUCACUGGCCUGAAGCAAAAAACACUGUACGGAAAACCCAACUGGGACAACGAGUUUAACACUAUCGCCACCAGUCACCCAGGGUCUAAAGUCGGGGUGUUUCUCUGUGGACCGACUCCUCUGGCAAAAGCCUUAGAAAAACAAUGUCUCCACCAGUCGCAGGCUGGAGCCGAAUUCAUUUUCAACAAGGAGAACUUCUAAUCUUGGAGAUGGCUAGGCGGGGAUACAACUUCAAUAAUCUCAUCUCUACUCAACUAAUUUGUAGUGUAUGUGUGAUGACCACAGAAGAAGAAAAAAAAAAAGUUUACUCAAAACAUACUUAUAAUGGAAAUUUAAGGGUAGCUACUGAACUUCAUUGAUAUGUGUUUAAAAUAUGUGAUGAAAUAAAUCCAGGAUUUAAACACUGGAGUUGCGAUAAGCAAUUCCGGUGUCUUACAUCUUAAUUCUGAAGAUUUUGGCAGGGCAGAAGGUGGAAAACAGCACAAUGUCAUCUUUACUAUAAGCUUUAAAUGCUAACACAUAGCUACAAAAUCUUCCCCCUGAAACAGUAGUUCUAUCUGAGGAAGGAAUAAAACGUAACACGGCAUAAUGUUCAACAACAUGGUGGUGUGACGUGCCAGGACACAAAGCAGCUUUACUACUACCACCCCCAAACUGAUUGUUUUUCUGUAACCGCACGUCAGGAAGUGUUUUAUUCCUCUUAUACUACAGCAAUUUAGUAAUACAGACAAUUUUUUAUUUAUUAAAGAACGACGUCAUACAUUUUUAUCCAUUUAUAGUGACAUUUACUGUUGUGGAACAAUUCAGUUCCUCUUGUCACUUACUUUAUAACAGCUGUGACCAGCCGUUCCUUUACCGCCCUCGUUUUCUCAAAAAAAAACAAAAAAACCCUUCUAAAGAAACACUUCCUCACAGAAAACUUCAGCAUCUGCUACACCCUGUGUAAGUCAUCACUCUAGAAAUAAUAACACAUUAUAAGCACAUUAAUAUUAGAGCUAUCCAAGCUUGAGUUAUAGAAAAUUAAUUGACAGUAUUAUAAAUAAUGUUUAUGGAGUGCCAGCAUCUGACUUCCAAUUUAUGAGAGUUUUGAGGAAAUUGGUUUUCUUUUCUUUUCUUUCUUCUGUGCAAGGAAAUGUGUUAAUCAUUGCCUGUUGAAGUAAUCAUCACACAUAUUACAGAUGCACUGGAUAAAGUUUAAAAGUUAUAAAUAGUUUGGAAAAAAAAAAAAAACCCAUAGCAUUCCUAUAACGUUAUGAUUAAAGGAUGAGGCGAAAGAAUGUCAGAACCAUGCUAGGUUGCUAAAAUCCCUUAUAUGACAGCAUAUAAAGGUGUUAAUCUUGAAGCUUUUGCUACAGUAUGAGAUAUGAAAAGCUGUAAUGUUGAUAUAAAUGGCUCAAAAAUAAUUGUUUUGCACUGAUGUAUGUUGGCUAUGAAAUUCGUAAUUGCUCAUCAUACUUGCUUUUCGUUUUCACUCUGCAGAUUUUUAAUUUUUUUUUGCCUUACAUUACAUACACUCCAAUCUGUAUGUAUAGAUGUAACAAGCCCUACAAACCAUUCUGCCACAAAUGAGACUAGUUUAACUUAAUUCCAGGAUUUGGGGCAAAAAAUAAAACCCUUUUCUUUAGGUAAGACCAAAAAUAGACAAUAUUACACUGUCAUUUUCAAUUGAAAUUGUCAAUUUUCAAAAGUCUUCAUUCCAUAUAUAUAUAUAUUUUUUCUUCUAACAUGGUGAAAUCACAGGAUUUUGUUGCAGAAGUGUUUUUAGAAAUAGCUGCCUAGUAUUCACACCAAUAAUGGACUUUCAAAAUUUUAUUUCCUCUUUGCUUUUGAGUUGUGGAAAUUAGGAAGCAAAUCUGCAGUAAUGUCAAAUGAACUUGUGGACAAAUCGCAAUAAAAGUUCAAAUGGUG